Colias croceus (clouded yellow) is the source of this 2372-nucleotide messenger RNA. RefSeq names its product protein croquemort-like. NCBI's taxonomy places the organism in Eukaryota, Metazoa, Arthropoda, Insecta, Lepidoptera, Pieridae. Gene Ontology annotation, molecular function: scavenger receptor activity. The record is from RefSeq and is a predicted model, not a curated record. The transcript has 11 exons. Gene Ontology annotation, cellular component: membrane; cytoplasm. The coding region runs from base 244 to 1728 and encodes 494 amino acids.
UAGCAAAAUACAUAAUGAAUUACAUAGUGAUUACAAUAAGUUGCCUCGAACGCUUCAUAUGAAGUGGACGGCUAGAUAAUAAUAAAUUGUAAAUACUAAUUAUACACUAAAUUAUUGAUAUUACAGUUUGAUUUUCUUAGUUUUUAUUAAGUUUUAAAGUGCCUCCAGAUAUAUUUUGUGUUAUGUUAUAAAAUUGUGAAGUUUUUAAGCGUUUCUACGGUUGCAUAAAUAUUUACAUGCAACAUGGUGUCCGCCGGCAAGAAGAGCGGCUGGCUGAUGGGCUGCGGCUCGGUGCUGGUGGUCGUGGGCGCGGUCAUGGUCAUCUUCUGGCCGACGAUAUUCUUCGCCCAGUUAAAGAAUAUGAUGAUAUUAUCAGAAACGUCAACGUCAUUCCCGAUCUGGCGGGAAGUGCCGAUCCCGAUGUACCUCGAGUGCCACAUGUUCAACAUAACGAAUGUGGCUGAUAUUUUGGCGGGAAAGAAUGUCACGCUCGAAGUCGUGGAGCUUGGACCGUAUGUGUAUAGAGAGGAACAUACUAAGGUGAAUUUAACAUGGAACGACAACAGUACGAUCACAUUUUAUAACGAGAGGUUCUGGCACUUCGAGCCGGAGCUAUCCAACGGUAGCCUGUCCGACAUCAUCACGAGUAUCAACCCUAUUAUCGUGACGGUAGCAUACUACAUGCGCCACCAGCACCCUCUCCUCAAGAUACCAGUAGAUGUCUUCAUGCGAAUGUUCCAUGAUGACAUGUUCCUCUCGGCCAAUGUGUCGUCCUGGCUGUUUGAUGGUAUUGAUGAUCCUAUACUGCAAAUAGCGGAAAGGUUUCCAGAACUGCCUAUAAAUAUACCGUUUGAUAAGUUUGGAUGGUUCUACAAGCGGAACGGCUCAAUGGAAUACGACGGUGUGUUCGUGAUGAACACGGGCGCGUCUGAUUUCUCUCAGCUCGGAAACUUGGAGAUGUGGCGGAACUCGAACCGCACACUGUACCGCGAUGAGUGCGGGGCGGUGAAGGGGUCGACGGGGGAGCUGUGGGCGCCCGAGCUGGGCCAGCCCGAGGUGACCAUCUUCGCGCCUGAUAUAUGCACAUACAUGACACUGGCAAAGAACGAGACAAUAACAAUCCUGGGCAUAGAGGGGCAGAAGUAUGUGGCCAAUGACUCUGUGUUUGACAACGGCUAUAAAUAUCCUCAAAUGGCGUGUUACUGCGACGAGGUGCGCGACGCGGACUGCCUGCCGGCGGGCGCGCUGAACGUGUCCGCGUGCCGCUUCGGCGCGCCCGCCUUCGUCACCUUCCCGCACUUCCUGGGCCUGGACCCGCCUUAUCCCAGCAAGGUGGACGGAUUGAAGCCCACCCCGGACAUGACGUUCAGUCUUGCUCUGGAGAUGUUCACCGGGAUGCCGCUAGAAGUGUUCGCGCAGUUGCAGAUUAAUUUGCUCGUCAGGCAUAUUGGUGAAAUCACUAUAAACAAUCAGCUCCCAGACCCUGACACAUUAGUGCCAAUGUUCUGGUUCAGACAAGAGGUCAAAAUAAGCGACGACUACGCGCGACUCGCGAAAUUCGCGCUCAAUCUGAGAUAUUAUAUGCCUUACGGGUUUUAUGCGCUGACUGCCAUCGGUGUAAUAUUAUUAAUAAUUGGGAUAUGGAUUUUAAUGAGGAAGCUUUUAAAGUCACCAGAUUCUCCCAUACUAUCGGGAGUGUCUCAGGAAGAGCUGUCUAGCGAGCGGUAGAAAACCGGUAAUUACCGGUUAUGUUAAGAAAAUACCGGUGUUAUAUCGAUGAAUAUACAUUUCGAAACGAUUUCAAGAACAUACAGGAUAUUUUGAAUAUCGAUAAAGCUUGUAAAUGUUAAAUAGAAUAUCGAUUUAAAAAAAAUGUUUUGAAAUAAUACCAGUAAAAAGAAAUGUGUUAAUACCGGUAUUUCGGUAAGAUACGUUAUACGUAUACGUUAUGAUAUUAUAUCGUUAUGUUGAGAAGAUAUUUGUAAAAUUGUAUGAAGAAAUAACGAAGUUAUCAAUGGGUACCGGUAUUUAGAUAUCGGUAUAUUCAUACCGGUUAUUGUUAUAUAUACAGAUUCAAUUAUCUAUAUCAUAUACUUGUAAAUAUAAACGUUAUAUUGUUAUGUAUAUUUUUAUCUUGAAUACCGGUGUUAAAACCGGUAUUAUGUUAAAAUACCGAUUUUUAGGAUAGUUCAUUCUUUUACCGAUUGUGAUAUUGACUAUUUUCUAUUUAUAUUAAGACAAUAAUCAGUGUUUAGCCGUAUUUUUAUCCGACUUCAAAAAAAGGAGGAUGUUCUUUAUCUUUAUGAUAUAAUUUUUUUAUAUAUAUUUUUGACUGCUGUUAAUUAUUAUUUUGUAUCUAUGUAAAUAGCUUU